Messenger RNA from Drosophila persimilis, 629 nucleotides. Its product is annotated as protein LLP homolog. Gene Ontology annotation, cellular component: nucleolus. Gene Ontology annotation, biological process: dendrite extension. The coding region runs from base 46 to 486 and encodes 146 amino acids. Gene Ontology annotation, molecular function: RNA binding. The transcript has 2 exons. The record is from RefSeq and is a predicted model, not a curated record. NCBI's taxonomy places the organism in Eukaryota, Metazoa, Arthropoda, Insecta, Diptera, Drosophilidae.
UUUUCGCAUACAUUUUCACGGGUGUAGCUUGAAUUUUCAGCAAAAAUGGGCAGACAAAAUCGCUCCCGCAAGCGCCGCGAUGAAAUGAACAAAAUAAAGAAGGCGCGCUACGACGCCAAGGAGCUGAUUCGUCUGAAGAAGACGCUGGGUCUGCUGGAUGCCGAUGGCAAUGAGAUCAUGAAGGAUAUCGCCGAUGUGGUCGAAAUCAAGACUUCCAAGGAGAUCAAACGGGAUGCCAAGACCAGGGAGCAGCAGGAGCUGAUCUAUGAGCACCAAGAGAGCCUGGAGAAGGGCCAGAAGGUCAAAGUUACCAACGAAAAGACUGGCGUGGAGCAUGUCUUCAACAGCAAGACUCUGAAGGACCAGUAUGGAAACUAUCCGGCCUGGUUCAAGAAGAAGAAGACCGCCAAGCGUCUACGCAAGAAGCAGCAUUCGCAGACAAAGAACUUCAAGCAGGCCUGGACCACGGUCAAUGUGCCGCUCUAAAGGGCUGCUGGGGGGGACGCAUUGAUAGAGUGUAAGUUCAGGUAUAGUCUGGGAGAGUUUGUAGGCGCGUAGAUUCCUACAAAACCGACUUCUGUAUGUUAUAGAUAAGAGUUUAUAUUGCAUAUUAAAGCCUUAAAACUAGA